Fonsecaea multimorphosa CBS 102226 is the source of this 1845-nucleotide messenger RNA. RefSeq lists its product as uncharacterized. The record is from RefSeq and is a predicted model, not a curated record. The coding region runs from base 1 to 1845 and encodes 614 amino acids. The transcript has a single exon. Gene Ontology annotation, molecular function: N,N-dimethylaniline monooxygenase activity; flavin adenine dinucleotide binding; NADP binding. Lineage: Eukaryota; Fungi; Ascomycota; Eurotiomycetes; Chaetothyriales; Herpotrichiellaceae.
AUGGACAGCGGUGCAGUGCCUGCUGAGCCAACAAGUGGCACUACCCACGGCGAUUCUAGCAUCCCCUUGUUACAGAAUUGCGGCAGCUCGGUCAAAUCAGAUCAGCCGUGGACGCCCCUCCUCAACAAUCCCAGUGUCAACGACGUUCCGAUCCCAGAACGCCCAUUGGGAACAAGAAAGAAGAUGCGAAUCGGCAUUCUCGGGGCAGGCGUCUCAGGACUAUGUCUGAUGAAAGUUGCCGAAGAGAGAUUAAGCAAUGUCGAUGUCGUCUGUUACGAAAAGAACGCCGACAUCGGGGGUACCUGGCUGGAGAAUCGCUAUCCGGGCUGUGCGUGCGACAUCCCCAGUGUCGCAUACCAAUUUCCCUGGAGGCCGUGGCCUUGGAAAAACUACUACUCCUCCUCCAAGGACAUCUGGGCGUAUCUUAAGGCCGUGGAACAAGAAAAUGAUUUUAUCAAAAAAUAUAUCAAGCUGAGACACCACGUUAAAGGCCUCUCGUGGAAAGACGAGGACGCCAAAUGGGUAGUUGAAGUGGAGAACCUACAGAACGGCGAGCUCCUCGUCGACCAGGUCGACGUGAUCGUGAACGGCACCGGGAUCUUGAACCGAUGGAAGUGGCCUGAGAUUGCCGGCAUCCACGACUUCAAAGGCAAGUUGAUCCACUCUGCUAACUGGGAUCCGGAGGUCGACCUGAAAGACAAAAAGGUCGCCCUGAUCGGGGCAGGCAGCAGCGCAGUGCAGAUCCUCCCAAGCAUCUAUGACCAGGUUUCCCGUGUGUACCACUGGGUCCGCAGCAAGAUUUGGGUCACGGCAGGCUUUGCCCAGGAAUUCGCGGGCGAAAAUGGGGGGAAUUUUGCUUACAGCGACACACAAACGCAGCUGUUCAACCGAAAAGACGCCUAUUUGACCUACUGCAAGAUGAUCGAGGGCGACUUGAAUCGUCGGUUCAAGUUCGUCAUCAAUGGCUCCGAGGCACAGCGAGAAGCACGAAGAUUUGCUGAGAAGGAGAUGCGGAUAAAUUUGGCUAAUCGACCUGAUCUGAUCGAUCAGGUUAUCCCUACGGACUUCUUUGUUGGCUGCCGACGACCAACGCCUGGUCUGAAAUACCUCCAGGCGCUGGCAAGUGCCAAAACCACAGUGUACAACCAGCAGCUCAAUCGAAUCACCGCAAACGGCUGCAUCGACCCAAGUGGAAAAGAGCAGGAGGUGGACGUUAUCAUAUGUGCUACAGGCUUCGACACAUCGUACAGGCCGCGCUUUCGACUUAUGGUCAACGGCCAGAAUGUUCCCGACUCGUGGAUCGAGGAAGUGCCCUCUUACCUCAGUCUUGCUGUGGCAGGCGUACCAAACUACUUUACAUCGGGAGGCGCCUAUUUUCCCUCCGCUCACGGUUCCUUCUUCCCCCUCAUUCAAGGCUCAUGUGAAUACAUCGCUGAGGUCAUCGACAAGAUGCAGCUUGAGAACAUUACAUCUCUACGACCGAAGCCCGAGGUGACUCGGCAGUUCUCAAAGUUUGCCGAUUCCUUCUUGAAACGUACCGCCUGGACGGGGCCAUGUUCGAGCUGGUUCAAGGGCGGCAAGGUCGACGCAAAGCCUACCAUCUGGCCAGGCAGUCGUCUCCAUUUCUUGCGACUUAUUGAGAAGCCUCGGUAUGAGGACUUUGCGAUCACGUAUGAAAAGGAGAACAUGUUUUCGUUUCUCGGCAACGGCUUCCACGUUUGUGAGAGCGAUGGGUCCGACAUAACCUGGUACUUGGGAGCUACUGAAACUCACAUCGACGAGCAGGAGGUCAGAGAGGUUAUGGACGGGCUGAAAGGCAAACGGAUGGCUGGCUUCGAGCCAUGA